Papaver somniferum (opium poppy) is the source of this 680-nucleotide messenger RNA. Its product is annotated as protein PHOTOSYSTEM I ASSEMBLY 2, chloroplastic-like. The transcript has 4 exons. Lineage: Eukaryota; Viridiplantae; Streptophyta; Magnoliopsida; Ranunculales; Papaveraceae. Bases 90 to 437 code for a protein of 115 amino acids. The record is from RefSeq and is a predicted model, not a curated record.
GAAAAACAUAUGGCUAUACAUUGAUAUUGUUAUACAUAUCGAAAGAGAAGAAAUCAGAACCACUUUUAAGUUUCAAAAGCUGCAGAAAAAUGGACAAGCUUUCACUGUGUAACAGUCUCUCCUCUACUACUAUUAUGUUACCAUCCCGUCACCAUUCAUCAUCGCGUGAACUCAAAAUUCAACCAGUUAUCACUAAAACCCGUUUUACAACUUCUGCAAUAAAAUCCGAUGGUUCAGUUGCUGCUUCAAAGGGGUGCAAAGCUUGUCGGGGCCAAGGUGCGAUAGAAUGCCCAGGGUGCAAGGGAACUGGAAGGAAUAAGAAGAAUGGGAACAUCUUCGAGAGAUGGAAGUGUUAUGAUUGCCAGGGAUUUGGCAUGAAAGGUUGUCCGAGUUGUGGUAAGGGUGGACUUACUCCAGAGCAGAGAGGGGAGAGAUAAAUCAUAAAUCCGUAAAUGUGAAAUGUCUGCAGUUAACACGGGUACUCUAGUAUUCGCUGAGAGUUAGUUGGCUUCUACCUAGCCUUCUAGAACCCUAUUUGUAACUUGGUUGUACUCGUGCAUCCGUUAGUCGUUCAAGAAGAAGAAGAAAAAUGUUCACUAGUUUUUUUUUUUUUUUUUAUCUACAAAGAAUAUACUCUAUCGAAAAACGGAAAAGCUAUUCAACUCACUCUUUUCCACCUC